UCUCAGAACCUUAGCAAACAACGAAUUCAGAUGGUGGAUAGCCGUUGCCACCCACAGAAUUGGUAGCAUAAGUAAGCUGGACCAUCCUCGGUUUGCUUCUCCAAAUAAGUACCUAGACAUCAAAGAAGAGAAACGAGCGAAGCCACAGAAUCCUCGUUAUUUUGGUGGUCUCUGCCUUCUGCACCAGCCAUGGAAGUCCCAGAUUGGCUUCGAGGCGUCUUUCUCAUCCUAACACUUCUAUCUUUCGAGCCACAAAUCGCCCGCAUUUAUCAUCGCCGCGAUAGUACAGGCAUCUCCCUCUAUUACGUCCUCUUCAACCUCAUCAUCGCCACCGAGCUCUUCACAAUCUCCUUCUUCCACCUAGUCAACAACCGCUGCGAGGGAUCUGACUCGUUCAUACACGAUCCGCCCAACCUGGGUGAUCUCCUCAACCUCGCUCAUUUCACGGCUGUGUGGAUUGCCUGGAUCAUAAUACUACUUCUAGCCAUCGUUUACUCCCCAAUCGCCAGAGACACAUCGAACAUCAUGUUAAUAUACAUCUCCUUCCUCACCAUCUCCCUCAUCCCCCUCUUCCUCGACGCCCUCUUCGCCGACACCACCGACCCUUACCACAAAUGGGUUCUGGGUUUCUUCUCAUCGAUACACAUGAUGUUCAUCAACCCCGGUGUCUUCUUCCUUUGCUUCUUCGCCAUGAGGGCCCAAGCCCGCGAGAUCAUCCGCCACAGACAUGAAGACAGUGCGCUGAGCUUGCUCGGGCUGGCGGUGCAGGCUGUCUUGUUUGCCGUGCUUUCGGUGACUUGGUCGGGGCGGCUGGUGUUUCAGUGGGACAAGAUCCCGGAUGGGAAUUUGUUGAACUGGAGAGUGUUUGUCUUUUGGUUUCAGGCUGUUGGGUUUGUCGUGUAUGAUUAUGCUGUUUUUGCGAUUGGGCAGGGGGUGUUGCUUGCGCUGGCGCUGAGGCAUCUGGAUGUGGCGUUGACGGGGGGGAGUCUGUGGCGGGUGAUCUUCUUGGAGACAGAUGGGGAGGGGUAUGAGGAUGGGGUUGUUGGUGCGGAGGAGGAGAGGAGGCCAUUGUUGGGUUGAAGAGUAAGGUAAUGUCAUCGUGGUGACGAGUGGUUACUGAGGGCAUGUUAUAGACCUGGUUACCUACCUGACUUGCAGGGAAGGACCUCAUUUAGACACUAAUUAAAGUUGAAUAUUAGUUGAUC
Podospora pseudocomata is the source of this 1205-nucleotide messenger RNA. RefSeq lists its product as uncharacterized. The transcript has 4 exons. NCBI's taxonomy places the organism in Eukaryota, Fungi, Ascomycota, Sordariomycetes, Sordariales, Podosporaceae. The record is from RefSeq and is a predicted model, not a curated record. Bases 190 to 1080 code for a protein of 296 amino acids.